CUAUUCUUUGCAGUGACGAACUUCGUCCGUAAUUUUUGCAGGCGGCGGCCAAAAUGCGGCAUUAUUUUUCUGCGCUCCAUUUCAAGGCCGAGUCGCCGCACCGCAACGACUCCGGCGUUCUGGCGGCGGCGGAGCAGGCGCGCAGCGCGCUCUCCCCCCAGCCCUUCCCCUUCUCCGUGGCCCUUUUUUUUUGAAGCCUAAUUUUGCACACGCGGUGUUCUGCGCUGACUUGGUGGAGUUGGUGGGGGGCAAGUUUUUUUUCCUUCCUCCCGGCCCAGGAAAAAUUGUGAUCGCUAUGGACACAUCGUCUCCCGAAGGCCAAGUGGCUCCGGACAAUUGGGAGGAACACAGCGAGGAGAUCGGCGACGACGACAUCUCCAAGUCCUUCUCAAAGUUGAACGUGGACGCACCGCCAUUUGUGCCUUCUUUCGCCACCUUGCAGAUGGCACAACUCGACCCGCAGGAGAAAGACGGCGACGACUCGCCGUCCGACAAAAAAGACAGCGACCGGGAAGAUUCGGCAAGCAUGGACGACUCUCCGGCAGACUGGGAGUGCGUGACCCUGGAGGACAGCCCGGCAGGAGACCAGACGCCCUCGACGGGGGAUGAGGAGGAGCGCAUGGAGCUCUCCUCCAAGCCCAAGAAAAAGCCCCUCAAGGACGAGGACCAGGGGCCCCGCAAGGAGCACAUCAACGUCGUCUUCAUUGGGCAUGUCGACGCGGGCAAGUCCACCAUCGGGGGCCAGCUGCUCUACCUGACGGGCAUGGUGGACAAGCGGACGCUGGAGAAGUACGAGCGCGAGGCGAAGGAGAAGAACCGAGAGUCGUGGUACCUGUCCUGGGCUCUGGACACGAACCAGGAGGAGCGGGACAAGGGCAAGACGGUGGAGGUGGGCCGGGCCUACUUUGAGACGGAGAACAAACACUUCACGCUGCUGGACGCCCCGGGCCAUCGGUCCUUCGUGCCCAACAUGAUUGGGGGCGCCUGCCAGGCGGACCUGGCGGUGCUGGUCAUCUCCGCCCGCAAGGGGGAGUUUGAGACGGGCUUCGAGCGGGGCGGCCAGACGCGGGAGCACGCCAUGCUGGCCAAGACGGCCGGGGUGCGACACCUGGUCGUCCUGGUCAACAAGAUGGAUGACCCCACCGUCGAGUGGUCCGAGGAGAGGUACAACGAGUGCAAGGAGAAGCUGGUGCCGUACCUGCGCAAGUGCGGCUUCAACCCCAAGCAGGAGCUGACGUUCAUGCCCUGUUCGGGGCUCACGGGUGCCUUCCUGUUGGAGGUGGCACCCCCCGAGGUGUGCCCCUGGUACCGGGGGCCACCCUUCCUCGAGUACAUUGACGGCCUGGCCCCCCUGGGACGCAGCUCCGAGGGACCCUUCCGCAUGCCCGCCGUCGAUAAGUACAAGGACAUGGGCACGGUGGUGCUGGGCAAGGUGGAGUCCGGCUCCGCCCGGCGGGGCCAGCAGCUGCUGCUCAUGCCCAACCGCAAGACUGUGGAGGUGCUCCAGCUCUGGUCGGACGAGGACGAGACGGCACUCAUCACCUCGGGAGAGAACGUCAAGGUCAAGCUCAAGGGCGUUGAGGAGGAGGAGGUCUCCCCGGGCUUUGUGCUGUGCGACACCGUGCAGCCGUGCAAGAUGGGCAAGAUCUUCGACGCACAGGUGGUGAUCCUCGAGCACAAGUCCAUCAUCUGCCCCGGCUACAGCGCCGUGCUACACAUCCACGCCGCCAUCGAGGAGUGUUCCGUAAAGAUGAUCAUCUGCCUGGUGGACCGCAAGACGGGCGAGAAGAGCAAGACGCGGCCCCGGUUCGUGAAGCAGGACCAGAUUGCCAUCAUGCGCAUGGAGUGUGCGGGGGUGGUCUGCAUGGAGCCUUUCAAGGAGUUCCCACAGAUGGGGCGCUUCACCCUCAGGGACGAGGGCCGCACCAUCGCCAUUGGCAAGGUGCUGCGGGUGGUGGAAUGACUGGGAGCAGAAACGGACCGUCCUCCCAGCUCGCAGCAGACAGCAGACGAGAGUGCCGCCACCACCACCUCCACCAACUCAGCCGCAGACGCCUGGGGCCAGCCGUCGCCCCGCGGCGGCACGAGGGGCUGCGGAGGCGGCACACGGGCCGCGGCACCGCGGCGGGCAACCGCGCCCGCCGCCGCCGCCGGCGGAUGACCGACGUGGGUCCGGCGUCGGGGUUGCUCCAGGCACGGGGACGGGGGGGGCGCGCCGGCCGUGGUUGAGACACGGAUUUAAAGGCGGCCGGGACGCGCUUCGCUAGCGGCCACCCCGCACUCCGGGCAGACGUCGGCGCCGCCGUGGCGCCCGGGACGCGCCCCCGAUUGGUGUGUUUUCUCCGUCCUACGGAGUGGUUCCCUCGAUUCAGUGCCGUGACGUUGUCUGCUGCCACUUCGAGACCACUCUUGAUGUACGGGCUGGACAGGACACUGAACACGCCCGUCGGGGACGCGUUUCAGGUGCCAUAGCGCCGCGUCGGGUGACACCCGAACCGCCGACUCGAGCGCCCCGGGCCUGGAUCAAUUCUUGCGCCGUCUGCAGACUGCUAGCCGGUCCGAAUGGACGCCAUCGGCUGCUUACCUUUUGUACAGACUUUCUUUUCUUUCUUUCUUCCCCCCCGUGUCUUCUGUUCUUGGAUUAGGAAUGGUCUCGUCCUUCCCUCCUUGCUUUUUUUUUUUCUUCUUUGUGAACAUUUUAGUGGUUGUUGCCCCGUCGAUAUGCAGGACGGGGCUUUUUUUUUUUUUGUGGGUGCCACCGACGGGUGUUUGCGUCAUCUUUUUUUUUUUUUUUUUUUUUUUUUUUUCUGAAGCUGCAGUCUGGUCUUUUUCGAUGCCGUGCAGUUUUUACGGGGGUGCAAAAGAGCCAUUGGAAAUUGUCGAGGUGGCGGUUGAAUUUGCCCCGUAUUGCAUUGUUGGGGCAUGGGAUGUCUCUUGGGAUUUGUUUUACUAUCGCGAGAGAAAGAUUGCCCAUUUUUUGUUAUGUUUUUAUCAGCCUUUGGAAACAGAAUAAAGGAUGUUUAUUCCAAAGUC
Molecule: messenger RNA, 3033 nt
Organism: Ixodes scapularis (black-legged tick)
Lineage: Eukaryota; Metazoa; Arthropoda; Arachnida; Ixodida; Ixodidae
Gene: eRF3
Product: eukaryotic peptide chain release factor GTP-binding subunit ERF3A
Exons: 9
Coding region: 296-1963 (555 amino acids)
Biological process (GO): translation
Cellular component (GO): translation release factor complex
Molecular function (GO): GTPase activity; translation release factor activity; GTP binding
Source: RefSeq, a predicted model, not a curated record